UAAUCUGUUAUAGUGACAUUUUAUAGUGACAUUUUCUUUUAGAUGUUGAGUAGGCUUCACAUACGCACCUACUUUCCAAACAACACAAAUGUAGCAUUAGUAGGCUAUCGGCUGAAGGCUAACGUUACCAUCAGAGUCCGUUUAGGGUAGCCUACUAUGAAAUGAAAACUGCACGGGGCUUCUGUGAAAUAUUGUUUCUCAGUUGUUUGUCUGGCUGCAGCGUAGAUGAACAACUUGAACGACCCAGACUGGAACAUAAGGCCCGACCAAGGGGCAGGUGGGGGUAACAGCAAAUGGAAUUAUGCCCUCCUCGUGCCCAUGCUGGGCCUCGCUGCUUUUCGAUGGAUCUGGUCCAAAGAGUCCCAGAAGGAGAUCCAUGAGGCCAGGACCAAGUAUGACAAGACCAUGAAAAUCAUCCAAGAGGACCUGGAAUUGAAGUACCGGCUGUCACUAGCAGAGAACCGCAAGGAGACAGUACAGUUGGAACUGGAGCUAGAGAGGGAACGCAGGCGGGCCCAGGGAUUCAAGCAGGCCUUGGCCUCACAGAGCCAGCAGCUUAUGGAGGAGCGCCGGGGUCUGAGCCGUGACCGCCAGGCCCUGGACCUGGAGAAGGGGCGGGUGCAGCAAUCUGGCGCCACUGGGGCGCUGUUCGACGAGGCCCUGGAGAAGGAGAGCCAGCGGGAGCAGACGGCGAUCCAGGCCCUUGGGCAGGUGGAGGAGAAGCUGGUUGAGAGGCAGAGCGCCUUCUGUAGCAUCCUGGUGCCCAGGGAGAAGAGGGUGGAGAUGGAGAAGGACCUGCUGGUGAUGGCGGCUCGCGAGCCGGCUCUUGCCCAACUGGGCAUGGACGACAGUCUCAGGGACAUCUUCAAAAAUGACCGCAGCUGUGCAGAAUACCUGAACACAGACAAACGCAGGAACGGGAGUCUGAUGUGGGUCUAUCUGAGGUACUGGCAGCUGCAGGUGUCUCUGGAGAAACACCAGAGGGCCGAGGCAUCUCUGCUGGGUACACAGCCCACUGAGAAAUAAGAUGGUCAAGAGCAUAUUGUGACAUAAAUGAUGUGACAGAUUAACACUCAUCUGAAUAAUAGGAUGAACAUUUUAAUCAUGCACUGCACAUUCCUGAUAAGUACUUUAAUAGAAAAUAAUGUGGAAAGGUUUUUUUUGGAAAUCUAUAAAUAAAAUGUUUAAAUAGA
Molecule: messenger RNA, 1193 nt
Organism: Alosa sapidissima (American shad)
Lineage: Eukaryota; Metazoa; Chordata; Actinopteri; Clupeiformes; Clupeidae
Gene: ccdc127b
Product: coiled-coil domain containing 127b
Exons: 3
Coding region: 226-1026 (266 amino acids)
Source: RefSeq, a predicted model, not a curated record